Lachnellula hyalina is the source of this 462-nucleotide messenger RNA. RefSeq lists its product as uncharacterized. The transcript has 2 exons. Bases 1 to 462 code for a protein of 153 amino acids. The record is from RefSeq and is a predicted model, not a curated record. Gene Ontology annotation, cellular component: trans-Golgi network. Lineage: Eukaryota; Fungi; Ascomycota; Leotiomycetes; Helotiales; Lachnaceae.
AUGUCCGCCUCCGCCGUCCCCAACAUCGCCGAACCCGCAAACCCACAAGACAGUUCCUCCUCGUCCUCCACCGCCUCCCUAAAUGAAGAACUACCACAGAAGCUACGCCGCCCCAAGAUGACAUCGCGCAAAUCAAGCGGCACCAUCAUCAUACCCCGCGAGACGGCCAAGGUGGAGUUGAACUGCAGCGACGAGGUCUUCGAUGAGGAUGAUGCCCGCGCCAUGAGCCCGAGGCGCAGCGAGCAGGAUCUAGAGAAGAUGGGUCAGGAUGCCAGGGCGCAGCUUAAUGAACACGCAAAGAUUUUACAGAAAUCUCUACUCGAGAUCUUCAAUCGCAUCGAGGCCGUCAAGGAAGAGCAUGACAAGCUGGACAACAACAAUAAGUUCCUGCAGAAGUAUAUUGGGGAUUUGAUGUCGACGUCCAAGAUUACGGCAACUGGUGCGAGUGGGAGGAAGAAGUGA